CGUUUGCACGUGAAAUGUGGCUGAAGCUAGAAGGCAAAAGCCUCCUUUGUAUCCAUCGCGAAAAACUAUUACCUCAACCUGUCUACUGUAUUUGGUAAAACAUUUACCCCAGAUUACAGAUACAAUCUAAAAUUGGACCACGCUAUAAGUUAGUAGGCCUUAGCAAAUAGCGCAGCAUGUCUGGCGCACGGCAAACCCCACUCACUUGUGGUGGGCACACACGGCCUGUUGUAGACCUCGACUUCUCAGAAGUAACCGAGGAUGGGUUCUUCAUGAUCUCCGCAUGCAAAGACGGUCGACCCAUGAUCCGAAACGGUCAGAAAGGCGACUGGAUAGGCACUUUUGAGGGCCACAAGGGAGCGGUAUGGUGUGCUAGAUUGAAUCGCGAGGCUACCAGAGCGAUCACUGGCAGUGCGGAUUUCACAGCUAGGCUGUGGGAUGCGACGACGGGCAAGGAGAUGCUGCAGUUUGCACACGACCAUAUUGUGCGCACGGUAGCGUUUGACAAGUCUGAGAAAAGGGUUAUUACCAGCUCCAUGGAAAAACUGAUUAGGCUUUGGGAUGUAAACCAUGCAGAGAAGGAGAUAUUGCGCUUGCCUGGACAUACUAAGAAGAUCACGUCGGCAUGCCUGGCACCAAAUGAUGAGAACAUCGUCAUCAGUAGCAGUGAAGACAAAGAAGUGCGUCUGUGGGACAUCCGCUCAGGUGCAGCCGCACACGUGCGCACGUUCGACGCGCCCGUCACCUCGAUGCAGGCCACCUCGGAUGGCGAACACCUCGUGGUCACACACGGACACAAGGUGGAUCUUAUCAACUCAUCCACGCUGGAUAGUGUGAAGUCCUUCGAAGUGGGAUGCCCAAUCAAUUCGGCCUCUCUAAAUCCAGACAAGACCCGGUUAGUGUGCGGAGGCGAGGAUUUUUACCUACACGUCAUCGACUACGAAACGCAGAAGGAACUAGAUGUGUACAAGGGCCAUCACGGACCAGUGCACGUUGUGAGGUACUCUCCCGACGGUAUGCUGUACGCUUCCGGAUCUGAAGAUGGUACCAUUCGCCUCUGGCAGCACGAAGUGGGAGUGGAAUACGGUCUGUGGAAGAACCUCAAGGCCAGCGAAUGAUCAAUCCACAUACCUUAAGGACGAAAAUUUCAGUGUCAAAGCUGCCCAGUGGUCUUAGCGUCGAGUGCCUUUGCACUGAUAGCGCAGGUGAUGUGAAUUACAUGGUAUGGUUCCUGGAAACAAGCGUUUCCAGAGAGGCCGAGUGCAAACGAUUGCAGUAUAUUGCUGGGUCUCCAAUGGAGUCCACAAAAUGGAUACGAGGUCGACAUGGGUUUGUUCACUCGUGCGAUGAAGCAUGAGUAUGUGAGGCGAUGCAUCUGCACGGUGUUUUUACACGUGUUUAAAUACGGAUAUUCUGGCAAUCCUUCAAUCAGUCCGUGUAUAUCACUUAGGUCUGUGAGCAGUUAUUUUAGCAAACGUGGGCCGUACGCAAAACCUCGCAUAUCUUAGGUAGUUCCAGUGUAGGCGUGCACAUGUUGGGACUAUUGUGGUGGCAUCAUGUGAUGAUUUGGUGGUGUGGUGUGAUGCAGUGAAAGUAAAGCGGGGGUUUCGGCUGCCAAGCUUCGAGAUGGCUGGUAUAGGAUACAUUAGUGAACAUACAUAGCAGCCGUAAGCAGUUUAGUGUCAGACGAUACUAGCUAGCCCAGGUCUCGUUUAGACUUCCAUGGGGUUAGCUUACGGGGAAUUAGGCAGACGGUAGACCCAGUGUACACCACAGGCCGUGAAAUCACGUGCAGCUUGUCGUGCCAAGGUUAUUGGCCUACCUCUUUGAGCACUUGAGUACCGUGGAUGUUUGCACUGUUUGCCUUACACGAUUUUAAAGUAACUGUGACAUUCAAUUGGUGGUACGAAAUUGGGUAGUGACUUGAGAGUUAGAUCAUCGAACUGAAGCAUUCAGCUGGAUGUUGCCAUGCAAGGUUCAUAUGGGGAUUUAGUGCGCUAGAGGGCUGAAAGCUGAGCUUGACUUAGUUAAUUAGAUGUGGAGAAUACUCUUCUCGACAGGGAAUAGUAUCAUAAAACCGUACGAGUUUGCGACACGAGUAUUGAGCCUAAGUACCAC
This is a messenger RNA of Sphaeroforma arctica JP610, 2118 nucleotides long. Its product is annotated as serine-threonine kinase receptor-associated protein. Gene Ontology annotation, cellular component: SMN complex. NCBI's taxonomy places the organism in Eukaryota, Ichthyosporea, Ichthyophonida. The coding region runs from base 177 to 1118 and encodes 313 amino acids. Gene Ontology annotation, molecular function: RNA binding; protein binding. Gene Ontology annotation, biological process: spliceosomal snRNP assembly. The record is from RefSeq and is a predicted model, not a curated record. The transcript has 5 exons.